Messenger RNA from Dendrobium catenatum, 3114 nucleotides. RefSeq lists its product as uncharacterized. The coding region runs from base 789 to 2441 and encodes 550 amino acids. The record is from RefSeq and is a predicted model, not a curated record. The transcript has 9 exons. Lineage: Eukaryota; Viridiplantae; Streptophyta; Magnoliopsida; Asparagales; Orchidaceae.
AAAUCUCUCUCUCUCUCUCUCUCUCUCUCUCUCUCUCUCUCUCUCUCUGGCAUCUCCACUGCUGGAUUAAUUAGAUCAUCCAUACCUUUUCGUAAGAAGCCACUGCCCUCUAUCUCUCGGUCAGGCUGCUUUUUCACGAGCAGUGCCUGAAAAGAAAAGCUAGGGUUUCGCCGGAUUCGCGUGGUCUGCUUUUAAUAGGGCUAUGGAGGAUGUCUGACUUGUCGGCAUUCACCCGAAGUACUGUCUUUCCAGGCCCUUGCUGUGUCGCCGGUCGACUCGCCGGAGAAUGCUAAUCUCUGUUUGGAGCUCCGGUGGGUGCUGAAAAGGGAAGGGAGAGCCGGACGUAUUCGUAGCAUGUGUAGUAGUUAUCGCUGCGUCGGGGUUGUGGAGGUGUUGCUAUACUAUCGGGACUGAUAUGGGGAUUCGAUCACUGCUGCAAGGGAAUGGGUUAGCUUCGUAGAAAUUUUUGUUUUGGAUUUGGAUUUAUCUGCUUGAAUUGUUGGAGCUGUUUUGUCAGUUUGUUGGAUGGUUGGUUUGAUAGUUGAUCGGAUUUGGUGGAUAUUUGAUUGGUUUUUCCUGUUUCUUGUGACUCGGUUAUAUUAAACUACCCAGGAAUCAAGGUAGGUAUUGGCUUUCUAUUUCCUGCGCUGAAAGCUCCGAUACUAUUACUUGAAGGAGUGCUUUUUGAGCUACCUAUGAUGGAAAUGUUAUCAGUUUAUUUGUUUUCGUGGAAAGGGGGUUUCUUUCGAUUAGUUUGAGUUUCUGUUGGUGUGGCUAAAGUUACAUAUAUGGGGGACAUUGGGCUGUUCAGGCAAGGAUGGAAGUGCUUGGAAUCUCAGAAGCAGGCUUUUGAGGGAACACAAGUUGCUCUGGGCUGCAUAAGGGACAGGCUUGUCUUUCUAAUUGAUCGGCAUUGGCCACUGGUGUGUAGAUGGAGUUUGAACCUGGGGAAAUUUAUGUUGAAGCUGAUUUGGCUAUGGAGAGAUUGUAUUGUUAGGGGCUUUACAUCGCUGAUUGCUCUUGGUUCAGCAGCACUCUUUGUGAUUUUUUGGAGUUCCUUUCUUAGCUUGGCAUCAACAGUUUGCCUUCUUUAUGUGCUUCUGAGCCUGGGAGCUGCUGGAGCCUCUAUUUACUUUCUGGGUUACACCCCUGGGCUCUUUAUGGUUGGUUUGUUUGGCAUUAUGAUCAUGUGGAAAUACAGUAACUUUUGGACCGCAGGUGUGCUGAUAAUAGUCGGAGGUUAUGCUUUCUCCUUAAGUCGUGCACGGGGUCUUGUAUUCAUUUCAGUUGCAUAUGCUUUGUACUUUGUCCAUGCUCAUGUUGGAUGGGCUGGGAUCUUCCUUUCCAUGAAUCUCUCCUUUAUUUCUAAUGAUCUUCUGAUUAAGUUACUCCAAGGAUACGAUUGUGCCACUGAAGGCACAAGUUUUGAGGAACAAAAGGCAUCCGAACCACUCGUAGAAGAUUAUCCUAGCGAAUUUGAAUUUUUUUCUCAUACAUCAGAGGCUAGUAAUGUGGCUUCAAGCAAAUCAACUGUAAAAAAUUCUGUUACAUCAAGUUUACUAGGUGUCCAGAAAGAUGCUUCUUCAAGUAAAGUUGUAAAAACUGAUUCGGUUUCAAAUGAUGAAAUGAAGAGGAUAAUGAAUAGUUCAACUCAUUAUGAAGCCUUGGGAUUCCCCCGCAGGAAUAGUAUUGAUCCCAUUGUGUUAAAAAAGGAAUACUACAAAAAGGCUAUGCUUGUGCAUCCGGACAAGAAUAUGGGAAAGCCAUUAGCAAGUGAAUCAUUCAAGAAGCUACAGUGUGCUUAUGAGGUUCUUUCAGAUUUUACAAAGAAGAAAAAUUAUGAUGAGCAAUUGAGGAAAGAAGAGUCUGGUAGAGUGGUUCAACGAUCUUGCAGCUCCUCUAGACAGGAUGGUGUUGAUUUUCAUUCGGAAGAGUCCAGGCGCAUAGACUGCACAAAAUGUGGGCACUCGCAUAUUUGGAUUUGCAUCAAAAGAAGUAAAUCCAGUGCUAGGUGGUGCCAGGACUGUUCUCAGUAUCAUCAAGCUAAAGAUGGCGAUGGAUGGGUGGAAUAUAGGCUAUCUUCUAUCUUCUCAGCUUCCCAAAAGGUCGAAAUACCCCGUGCCUUUGUCUGUGCUGAGAGCAAGAUAUUUGACGUGUCUGAAUGGGCUAGUUGCCAGGGAAUGGCAUGCAAGCCUAACACGCACAGACCAAGCUUCCAUGUAAACAUGGUGGGUUUGGACAAGUCGACGCAAAGAUCCAAUUCGUCGCGAUACCCUUGGGGCCUUGAUGCUGAGAUGGUACCCGAAGACGAUGAAUUUGAGCUGUGGCUGCAGCAGGCCUUAGCAUCUGGACUCUUCUCUGACAGUCCAAAGCGCAGAAAAAGCUGGAGCCCUUUCAAAAUGCCUCAAAAGGGCAUCAAACCAUGGCGAAAAUCUCCAUAGGAAACCAGUGAGAAACCCUAAACAAUGAGAAAUGCAUUUAUUGAUGCUACGACUGCCAUCAUUAAGAACCAAAAGGGAUGACAUAUCAUGAAAUCACGCAUGGAUCCAAUUACAGUUCAACAACGUUCAUUUACAAAAUCUGUGUGGCAAUUUUCAGAUAUUGGAAAUGGGCAUAUUUUCCUUCCCAGACAAGAAAUAAAAAUGCACUUGCGUAGAAGCAUUUCUUGCCUCAUACUUCCUAUCUUCUGUUCAUCAUUCCAUUCUAGUUCAGCAGCUCUCUCGUUGUGUUGAAGAUCAAGCAAUGUGGCCUACGAUGAUGAGGUAAGGGCUCUCAAUCUCUCAAGAGACAACAAUAUUGAGGCUUGAAUAGUAGCCCCCCCUAUAUGUACAUAGAUGAAGGAAUUCCUUUCUUUCGGCCUGAAGUGCUUCUCAUACUAAUAUUGCACACUAAGGGUUUCGUUUGGGAUGAUUUUUUUACUGCUUCUUAAAGCAAAUUUUUAGUACAAAAAUUUUCAAGUCGUCCCAAUCGAAGCCUUAGUUUCAGAAAUGCACCUGAACUGAAGGUUAAAUCUGCUGGAACCUUGUGCUCAACAAUAAUCUCGUUUGAUCAGUGUAAAUGAAUGCAUUUGUGCACUUGUUCGAAUCAAAUUGCUAUCGUUUUCUCAUUCGUUGA